AUGCAAAUUAAUCCAAUGUGUUUAAAGGAAUUCACAAUUGAUUCAGCAUUUGUGGACAAAUACUCUGAUUUGGGAUCAGAUGUCAUCACUUUGUUUGCCGAUCACACUGUCUAUAAACUGUCUGUCAGUGCAACCGAUCCAAUGAAUCCCAUUUUCAAACCCAAUGGAUCCGUACCAUUGAAAGAGUGGUCGAAAGGCAUCGGCGGACCCAUUCAUGCCAUAUAUUAUUACAGACGAGAGAAAAUUGAAACAAAAAAUUACUAUAUCGGCAUUCGAUGGUAUUUGUGGUCACAAAACAAGACAAUCAUUGGAAAUGCUACAAUAAUUACAAAACUUGAAAAUAAUUUCCGGCCAAUUAUUGUGGAAAAGUUGACUAUCAAUCCAUACGAGUUGACACAAAGUUACUUAUAUCACGACAACAACAUCACCGUUGAGACCAGAUAUCACAAAGGAAUGGACAAUAUGUCGAUAACUGAUUAUCAACUGAUCCCUCGACUCAUGAACACAACUAAUAAUAAGCUGACCGUCGAUGAGAUCAGUAGAUAUUUCAAUCAAACGACGGCCGGCUUUGCGUUCAAUGAUUAUAUCUAUUUGUUUGCCGGCAAUCGUGUCUGUCGUAUGCAUAAUAAAACUCUUCAUUUCGAUGACAAUUGUUUGACACAAACCAUCGCUCAAUGGCUGGCAAUUGACUGCAAAGACUAUAACCAUAUCAUAAUAGUGUUAAUUAUCGUGAUUUUAGGGGUUAUUUGUUUGGUUACAAUAGCAGUGAUUUUAACACUGAUUGGCAUUAAAACGAGACACAGAUUUAGCCCUGGUUUCCAUCGCAAGUAUAAAUCGUCGCCAAAUAAAGUGACCAACUCUUCAGACAGCGGUUCCGAUGACCAGAAUCACAAUUCCUUAAAAUCUGGGCCCAUAUCCGUGUCUUUGAAUGACAACAGACCGACGGAUCUCAAGAUUAAGAUAAUUGUGGUUUUAAUAAAAUCGUUGGUUGUAUUGAGCAAAUCGAAUCCCAUGUGUUUAUCAGACUUUACCAUUGAUUCGGCAUUUGUGGACAAAUACUCUGAUUUGGGAUCAGAUGUUAUCACUUUGUUUGCCAAUAACACUGUCUAUAAACUGUCUGCCAAUACAAUGGAUCCAAUGAAUCCCAUAUUUACAUAUAAAGAGUCCAAACCGUUGAACGAGUGGUCAAAAGGCAUUGUCGGUCCCAUAACUUGUGUCCAUUAUAUGGAUUACGGAAACAUCAUUGGUGUUGAAAAUAAAGAAAUUAGUAAUAAAUGGCGAAUAUGGUCAGAGAAUAAGACAAUUAUUGGAAAAUAUAAGCCGGAUUGUUCUUAUCCGUCAAUUAUUGUCGAAAAGCUGGUUAUCCUACCAUUUGAUUGGAAACGAAGCACUAUUUAUAUAGAGAAAGACAUUUUCAUUCAAUCGGAUUAUUGGCUCAUAGGAUCCAAUAGGGGUCAUCGCGACCACAUGUAUCUGAUCCGAGAGCUUAAGAACAAUGCCAUCAAUAAUAGGCUAACCAUCGAUGAGAUUGAGGGCUAUUUGAAUGAAACGACGGCCGGCUUUGCAUUCAAUGAUUACUUCUAUUUGUUUGCCGGCAAUCGUGUCUGUCGUAUGCAUAACAGGACUCUUAAGUUUGCGGACAAUUGUUUGAAUCAAACAAUCGAUCAAUGGAUCAGAUGUGGAGAAAUGAACGGCGAGACCUUCCCAUGGCUUCUGAUUAUCAUAAUAUCGAUUACUGUAAUACUAGUAUUGAUGACAGCAUUGAUGGCGUGUCUUAUGUAUAGAGUUGUGACCGAAGAGGAAGAGGACAUCACAUCUAAGCCUACAGUUUACCCGAAGUAUAAAACAGUGGAUCAAAAUGUAGACACUUUGCCGAGAAAAGAGUCGACAACAUCGCUAUCUUCGGCGUCGAGUGAUAACAGACCCACAGAACUGGCAGUAAAGAGAUCGUCGUCUGUAAAGUCCAUGAAGUGA
Molecule: messenger RNA, 1974 nt
Organism: Medioppia subpectinata
Lineage: Eukaryota; Metazoa; Arthropoda; Arachnida; Sarcoptiformes; Oppiidae
Source: the annotation of a GenBank genome assembly